GCGCGUGCGGCACGACGACGUUCCUCUGUGCUGGCAGGAGGUAGGCGGACCUGUGUGUCUCCAUGGUAACCGUUUAGGCCGACCUGGAGGUCUCCAAGGCAACCCGGGGACUCAGCGGGUGUCAAUGAGGAAGCAAGCGAGGCCAAGAGGCUGCCAUCGUGGGCUACUGUGGAGAGGCAGGGGGUAGAGAGCUCGUUGAGUUGUGUAGCGCAAGAAGGUGGAAUGAAGACAGCCCCCCACCUGCAUGUGUCAGGGAAGGCACCCCUUGGUGGGAUUGGCCUCCGCCAUGGUGGCAAGCGGGACCGGAAGUCCAUCACCCUGCACGUGAAGUUGGAGGUGCUUCGGAGGUUUGAGAAGGGUGAAAAGCUGACACAGAUUGCCCGUGCUCUGGGACUGGCCACGUCCACUGUCGCCUCGAUCCGUGUCAACAGGGACAAGAUCUGGGCCAGUUCCCAGGCAGCCACGCCCGUCAUUGCCAAGCAGCUGACCCGCUGCCGCGGUGUGGUGAUGGGCCACAUGGAACGCUUGCUGAGCCUGUGGAUCGAGGAGCAGAAGCGACAGGACCUGCCUGUCAGCACGCUGCUCAUCCAGGACAAGGCACGCCAGCUCUUUGCACAGCUGCAGCACGAGCAGGGUGCCAGUGCCCAGGCUGAGACCUUCGGGGCCAGCAAUGGCUGGUUUGCCCGUUUUAAGGCACGCCACAAUGUGCUGUUGACGGAUGAGCCAGCUGUGGCUGAUGCCCAGGCUGCCGCCUGCUACCUCCCAGUGCUGCACACCAUUCUGGAAGAGGGCCGCUACUCACCUCACCAAGUCUUCAACGUGGAUGAGACGGGCCUGUUCUGGAAGCGGCUGCCCGAGCGCAUGCUGCUGGUGCUGGAGGGGGUGGCCAGCCCCGGGCCCAAAGCCCCUAAAGACCACCUGACCCUGCUGCUCGGAGGCAACGCAGCUGGUGACUUCAAGCUGAAGCCCCUGCUGGUGUACCCCUCAGAGAACCCGCGUGCACUCAAGGGCUGCUCCAAGGCCAGCCUGCCUGUGAUCUGGCGCUCCAACCGCAACGACUGGCUGACACCCAGCAUCUUCCAGGAGUGGUUUACUGGCUGCUUCUGCCCCGCCGUGGAGAGCUACUACACCAGCCACGGCCUCCCCCACCGUGUCCUGUUGCUCCUGGACGGUGCGCCCUGCCACCCUGCCGACCUGGGAAGCCUCUCAACCCACGUGCGCGUCGAGUUCCUCCCAAAGAACACAUCAGCCCUGAUCCAGCCCAUGAACCAGGGCGUCAUUGCGGCCUUCAAGGCCUGUUACCUGCGCCACACCCUUAGCCAGCUGGUCCAGGACACAGCUGGUGGAGACCGGCCCUCCGUGCAGGAGUUCUGGCGCAGCUAUACUGUCAUGACUGCAGUGGAUAACAUCGCCCAGGCCUGGGCAGACCUGCAGCCUGCUACCAUGAACAGUGCCUGGAGAAAGCUCUGGCCCCAGGGUGUGCCCGCCGGCCCUUCGGAACCUGAUGCCGUGCCCCAGCUCCACUGCAGCAUUAUAGCACUGGCCAGCCACGUGGGCCUUGGGGACAUGGCUGAGGCUGAUGUUGCUAGCCUGCUGCAGGCCCAUGUGGAGGCCCCACCCUGCAGGGUCCCCCAGGAUGCAGAGAAUGGGGAUCCAAAUGGCUCUCGGCUGCCCUGGGAGGCAGUGCAAGACCUGGCCCCCAAAAGACCAGAACUGGAUCUCACUGAGGCCAUGUACUGGUACAGGCCCCGCCCAAGGACCAGCGGUCUGGAGACCAGGCAGAGCCAGCCAAGCGCCUCAUGGAUGGAGCUCAGCAGGUCAGGGCCGUGGCUGCUGCAGAUGCGCUGAAAUCAGCUGGCACAGGGUGGGAACCGCAAAUAUUCUUUUGCGAUGUCCAGAGAGAACGAUGCGGAAGAGCUGCCUUCUCCCCGGCCUCCCACCUGAUAGAGGUCUCGGAGUGCCAGCCAGUGUGGAGGCGCCAAGCGGG
Rhinolophus ferrumequinum (greater horseshoe bat) is the source of this 1987-nucleotide messenger RNA. RefSeq names its product tigger transposable element-derived protein 1. The transcript has 4 exons. Gene Ontology annotation, molecular function: DNA binding. NCBI's taxonomy places the organism in Eukaryota, Metazoa, Chordata, Mammalia, Chiroptera, Rhinolophidae. The coding region runs from base 223 to 1848 and encodes 541 amino acids. The record is from RefSeq and is a predicted model, not a curated record. Gene Ontology annotation, cellular component: nucleus.